Molecule: messenger RNA, 705 nt
Organism: Lolium perenne
Lineage: Eukaryota; Viridiplantae; Streptophyta; Magnoliopsida; Poales; Poaceae
Source: RefSeq, a predicted model, not a curated record
AUGUUAGGGAGCAUCGAUUGCAUGCAUUGGCAGUGGAGGAACUGCCCAGUGGCUCAUGCUGGCCAAUUCACAAGGGGAGACAUCAAACACCCUACCAUAAUCUUAGAAGCCGUUGCGUCGUAUGAUCGUUGGAUCUGGCAUGCCUUUUUUGGAGUGGCCGGGUCCAACAACGACCUCAAUGUACUCAACCAGUCGCCGUUGUUCACUGAUGUGCUUAGGGGAGAAGCACCCGUAGUGAACUUCACGGUGAAUGGACACGAGUACCACUAUGGUUACUACCUUGCCGACGGCAUCUACCCCUCCUGGCCGGUGUUCAUGAAAGGUGUUACUCUUCCACAAAAUGAAAAGCAGCGAGUGUUCACUUCUGCUCAAUCAGCGCAUCGCAAAGAUGUCGAGUGUGCCUUUGGAGUGUUGAAGGCUAGGUUCAACAUUCUAGCAGCUCCGGGACGCUCCUACUCCAGGCGUACUCUUGGAUUGAUCAUGCGUGCAUGUGUCAUUCUGCACAACAUGAUCAUCGACGAUGAGCGUGGACAAAAUUUGGACAACAUCUAUGAGACAGUUGCUUCAAAUGUCGGCCCUGCAAUACACCACCAUGCACCACCAAGCCUAGUAGCCAGGAUUCAGAUGGACACCGAAAUGAGGGAGUCACCGAUGUAUACACAGCUCCAGCAUGAUUUGAUGGAGCAUGUGUGGGCUAAUUCCUAG